GAGAGAGAGACUCUCCAGCUGUGGGGAGAAUGUCUGGGGGGUUGUCCGGGUCCGAGGCUGCCCCGCUCCCCCCGGGCUUCGCCAAGAGGAUUUUGGUGACCGGCGGCGCGGGCUUCAUUGCAUCUCAUGUAGUGGUUUCCCUCGUAGAGAAGCAUCCAAACUAUAUGAUUAUUAAUCUUGAUAAGCUGGACUAUUGUGCAAGCUUAAAAAAUCUGGAGAGAGUUUCUGAGAGAAAGAACUACAAGUUUAUCCAGGGGGAUAUCUGUGAACCCAAUUUUGUAAAAGAAUUAUUUCAGACUGAGAAAUUUGAUAUAGUGCUACAUUUUGCAGCUCAAACACAUGUAGAUCUUUCUUUUUGGCAUAAGUUUGAAUUCAACUAUGUCAACGUUUAUGGAACUUGCAUUCUGGUUGGUGCUGCUUAUGAGGCUAAUGUGGAGAAGUUCAUAUAUGUCAGUACUGAUGAAGUUUAUGGGGGAAGCUAUAACAAGGAAUUUGAUGAAUCCUCAUCUAAAAAACCGUCAAAUCCUUAUGCAGCUUCUAAGGCGGCGGCUGAAUGCAUUGUCCAGUCAUAUUGGGAAAGAUACCAGUUUCCAGUGGUUAUCACGCGGAGCAGCAAUGUUUAUGGACCCCAUCAGUUUCCAGAAAAAGUUAUUCCAAAGUUCAUUUCUCGCUUGCAGCAGAACAGAAAAUGCUGUAUUCAUGGCUCAGGACUUCAGAGAAGAAAUUUUCUUUAUGCCAGUGACGUAGCCGAAGCAUUUCUUACUGUGAUGAAGAAAGGGCAGCCAGGGGAAAUCUACAACAUUGGAACAAGCUUUGAGAUGUCGAUUGCACAACUUGCAAAGGAAUUAAUCCACCUAAUUAAAAAUACCAGUUCAGAAGCAGAGACAGAAUAUUGGAUGGAUUAUGUUAAAGACAGGCCUACGAAUGACUUGGGAUAUCCAAUGAACUCUGGAAAAAUGCACAGCUUGGGCUGGAGACCUAAAGUGCCUUGGAAUGAAGGAAUAAAGAAAACCAUUGAAUGGUAUCAAGAAAACUUCCACAACUGGAAGAAUGCAGAGAAAGCUUUGGAGCCUUUUCCUGUUGCUGAAGAAUCUGUAUGAUUUGGUCUGCAGCAAAGUUGUAAAGAAAAAAUGAAGGAAAACAUUCUACCUCAAGAUCAUCACAUUAAUGGAAAACUGUACUCAAGCAGCCAAAUGUGAUUGUACUCAUGGAAAUGUCAACAAUCAAUAAUAUCAAGAAAGACAAUGGAGUAGAAUUUUACAGU
Lacerta agilis (Sand lizard) is the source of this 1264-nucleotide messenger RNA. It is a transcript of the gene TGDS, whose product is annotated as TDP-glucose 4,6-dehydratase. The transcript has 12 exons. Gene Ontology annotation, biological process: nucleotide-sugar metabolic process. The record is from RefSeq and is a predicted model, not a curated record. NCBI's taxonomy places the organism in Eukaryota, Metazoa, Chordata, Lepidosauria, Squamata, Lacertidae. The coding region runs from base 30 to 1100 and encodes 356 amino acids. Gene Ontology annotation, molecular function: dTDP-glucose 4,6-dehydratase activity.